This is a messenger RNA of Chironomus riparius, 1023 nucleotides long. The record is from the annotation of a GenBank genome assembly. Lineage: Eukaryota; Metazoa; Arthropoda; Insecta; Diptera; Chironomidae.
AUGCAAGGCAAUGACAAUGUAAAUAGUGCAAAACCCGUUGAAAUAAGUGAUGAUGAUGAUGAUAGUGAGGUCGGGAAUGAAAGUGAAUCAUCAAAGUGUCAAAAAAGAGAGCAUGAUGAUGAGGUCAUUUAUGUUCCAAAUAAUCCAAAGACAUGGGAUGAAAAAGAUAUACAAAAGUGGACGGAAUGGGCAUCGAAAAAUUUUGAUAUUAAACCGCCAUUGGAUGCUUCACGAUUUCCAAAAACUGGUGAUGAAUUGGCAAAAUACUCAAAGGCUGAUUUUUAUAUCGUGUGCGGGUCGUUUGAAGGUGGUAAAAUGGUGGUCGAGCACUUUAAAUACAUGAUGGGAAUUGUAUCAGAAAAGUUUGAUGAAACUCUUCUAAUCGAUGGCGAUCCAGAUCCGUAUCAACUAUUAAACGCUACACACAGAUUGGUCGCACAAGGUUCAGGGCAGAUACAAUUAUGGCAAUUUUUGUUGGAGCUCUUAGCUGAUUCGUCGAAUUCUGAUUUUAUAAAGUGGGAGGGCACAGCUGGUGAAUUUAAGCUAAUUGAUCCUGAUGAAGUGGCUAGACGAUGGGGUGUGAAAAAGAACAAGACAAAUAUGAAUUACGAUAAGUUAAGUCGUGCAUUGAGAUAUUAUUACGAUAAAUCAAUAAUGACAAAAGUCCAUGGUAAAAGAUAUGCUUAUAAAUUUGAUUUUCAUGGUCUGAUGGCAGCAUGUCACUCUCAGGCACAAGGUUGUGAUCCAACAACAAGUUUAUUACCAAAAUAUCAUCCACAUUUACUCAUGUCAAAUGAAUUUUCCAAUUAUGCAUCUACAUCGACAGCAAUUCCAAGUUCCAGUACAAAUCAAACAACUGCCCCAAUGGCUGUAUCAGUAUCAAGUUUUAAGCCAAUCCAAUCAUCAUUGUCGACAAUUUUACCAUCAUCGACAAUUCCUCAAACGACAGCAUCACACACACCAAAUACAAGUGUUUCGGACAGAAGUCAUAUUUGGCCAUACCUGCCACCCUCAAACUUUUAA